Molecule: messenger RNA, 4786 nt
Organism: Closterium sp. NIES-67
Lineage: Eukaryota; Viridiplantae; Streptophyta; Zygnematophyceae; Desmidiales; Closteriaceae
Source: the annotation of a GenBank genome assembly
UCUUGUUUCAAUUCGCAUGUGUGGUUUGAACGUGUGAAAGAAUUUGUGUGGUGUGUACUGGAGUUUGGGAAUGUGUUUUGUGUUAUUUUUGUUUGAGCAGGUAUUUGUGAUGAUAGAUCUUGAGAAGAUCUUUCCGACGCAACAAGAAUCGCUUCAAUCGGAGCAAGAACGCGAAAGCUAUGAAGAUUCAAAGUUCAUGAGCUUGCGUUACAAUUGCGACGGUUACAAAGUGAAGUUGUGGGGUGACUUUAUAUGGAGUUGGGACCUUUGGGGGUUGGGGAAAUUUGUCACUCUACUGUAACAGCUGCAAAUUGGUUGGGAACAACCAAGCUAGGUUGGCAAGGGUGGCCAACUUGGAUGGAUUGGAUGGGAAGGGACAAAUGUCAAAAUUGGGGUUCCUAUAGGGAGGGAAUCUUUGUGCUUAUGGGGUUUCCUUGGGGAAACUCUGCCGAAAUUUCGUGGACGCCGACACUUGUGAAAAUAUCGAGGGAGCUGAGUGUGGACAGCAAAGGGGAGCUGAAAUUUGUCAUCUCUCAAGGAGAAGAUGAAUGAGAGAGGAGGAGAUGCUAAUGGAAGAGGAGCUGUAGCAGAGAAGACAAGUGAGCCGCCGCCAUCAAAAGUUGAAGCUUUGGAUGGCUCCAACUAUGAGGAAUGGAGCGGACGGAUGAGGAGUGCCUUCAAACGCUACAAGCUACUGAAGAUUGCUGUUGGGGAAGAGAAGAUGCCGGAAGAAGGCGAAGCACGCGAACGGUGGAUUGAGAAAAGCGCGGUGCUUUUCGACCUCAUCCUUCAAUCGGUCAACAAGGAGAUGUUCGAGCACAUCAAGGAUCUUGUGGAAGCGGAUGAUUCGGGUCCAAAGGCGUGGAAACUGCUACGUGAUGUGAUUCAGCCCAACACUCUCCCAAUGGUGAUCGUGCUCGAGAAGGAACUUGCUGCCAUCUCCAUGCGACCAGGGGAUGAUGUGAAGCCGGUCCUUGACAAGAUCAAGGACACCUAUGCAAGGAUGGCAGCAGCGGGCAGCAGUGUAUCUCAGCUGCAGCAGUGCACCAAGAUCAUCUCGGUGUUGGACAACUCUUGGGACAACCUCAUCCCCACCCUCAACUCUCAGCAAGAUCAAUGGACACCUGAGUGGCUAAGGCAGCAGAUUCUGCAGGAGGACUUCCGUAGACGCCAUGUGGGAGGCGGUGCUGCCACGAAGACUGCUGAGGGGUAUGGAGCUGCAGGGCGCGGCAAAGGAAGAGGGGGUUGGAGAGGCCGAGGCCGUGGGAGGAGCUUUGGCAGAGGUAGAGGCCGAGGUGACUAUAAUGAGGGGCAUGGGAGCUCCAGUGGCAGGGGGAGUACCAGAAUGGAGGGCACCUGCUGGUACUGCAAGAAGGUCGGGCAUCCUUGGUUCAAGUGCUUCAGCAGGCCGGAGGGAUGGGCACCUCCAGGCAUGAAGCCGCCCAGUGGUGAACGCGCACAAGGUGGCGCUGUGCAAGGCUCAGGUGCACAAGGUGAAGGUGCACAAGGUAAUGCCUAUCCUGGUUUGCUUCUUAUGGUUGAGGAUGUGCAUGGGCAUGAGGGUGAUGUGGGAUCUGUGGGAAAGGUUGUGAUGCACCCUCUCACGCACUGGGUGAUUGAUUCGGGUUGCACCAGUCACAUGACCCCACGGGCAGAUUUGCUUGAUGAGGUAAAACCCCCUGGGAAGAUCAAGUAUGUGGCAGCAGUGUCAGGUGCUUUGCUCCCUGUCAUUGGUGUUGGAAAUGCCAAGGUUAAGGGAGCUAAUGGGGAGCUUGUGGGGCUUGGGAAUGUUCUGCUGGUUGAAGGCUUGUCUGCUAACCUUCUCUCUGUGCGACGACUGCAGAAGAGCAAGGCCGAAGUGACCUUUGGACCAACCAGCUGCCAUGCUAAGCUUGGGAAGAAGGUGCUGUGGAGUCUGGAAGAGGAGACCAGCUGCAUCAAGGACCUGUGGCAGCUGCCCAUCAUCCCAUGGAAUGGGAAGACUCCAACAGCAGCAACGGCAGCAGCGGCAAAGGCAACUGCAGGAGGAGAUGCAACUGCACCAACUGAUGGGGUCUUGGAAGCAGUCAAGAAAGUGCAACAGCAGCAGACACAUGGUGAGGUGCUUGCUGGUGUGGAUGCGAGUGCGGCAUGGGCUAAGGCUUCAUCAAAGAGUGGAGAGGCUGAUUGGGAGACAUGGCAUGAGAGGCUGUGUCAUGUGAACUUCCCUAUGCUGCAGAAGUUGGUGAAGGAUGGGAGCCUGAAGGGCUUGGAGGUGAAAGGGGGAGUGAAGGAGAUUGGGAGCUGCCCUACAUGCUUGGAGACCAAGUUCUCCAAGUUCCCCUUCAACAGCACUACAGGACCAGCCAAGACCCCACUUGCACUUGUGCACAUGGAUGUGGUGGGGCCCACAAGAGCCCCUUCCCUCUCAGGCAGCCGCUAUUUCUUGACAAUUGUGGAUGACCACACUCGGGCAGUGUGGGUUUACCCUUUGAAGAGCAAGGGGGAGGUGGUAGCGGCUGUCCUUAAGGAGUGGAUGCCUAGAGCUCAGAGGGAAUGCGGACACAAGGUGAAGGUGAUCCGCAGUGACAAUGGUGGGGAGUUCAUUGGAGCUGAUUUUGAGGGGGAGUUGAAGAGGAAGGGGAUCCAGCAUCAACUGACAGUGCCCUACAACCCACAGCAGAAUGGCGUGGCUGAGAGGUUCAACAGGACCCUGCAGGAGGGGGCACGCACUCUCCUUGGGCGUGCAGGGCUGCCUGGUCCAUUUUGGGUGUCUGCACUGAGGCAGGUCGCCCUUGUGAAGAAUAGGGUGCUGGCUACAGUUGGGGAUAAGGAGUGGAUCCCAUAUGUUAAGUGGUAUGGGAGUGCUCCAGCUGUGAACAUGCUGAGGGCAUUUGGGUGCAUGGUGGUGUUUCAUGUGCCUAAGGAGAAAAGGGGGAAGUUGGAGGCUUCUGGAAGAUGGGGUGUGCACUUGGGGAUUGCAAAGGAUCACAAGGGUUGGCUGCUAUGGGACUUGACCACCCAGAAGCUGACAGUGUCAAGGGAUGUGAAGUUUCUGGAGUCCCUGUACUACAAGGAAUGGAAGCAGCAGCAACAGAAGCUUCCAUCUACACCGCUCAUUGUGGAGGCAGAUGAGGUGCAGCGGCCUUCAAGACAGGUGGAGGUUGCAGUGUCUGAGGAGGAGAUGUCUGGGGUGACUGAGGAAGGGGGAGCAGCUGAGGUGGAGCAGCAGCAGCAACAGCAUGAGUCUCCACCUCCAGUUCCACACCCGCCUGAGCGACCUAGGAGGGAUGUGCGCCCUCCGGUGAGGCUGACCUAUGGGGGAAGAGGCAAGCCGAAUGUGGUGCAGGCUGGGAGUGUGGUUGAGCAGAUUGAGGAAGAUGAGAUCGCUCACUGCUACUGGGCACCAAUCCCUGAGCCCAAGACUCGAGAGGAGGCUUUGAAUGGACCAAAUGGGGAGAAGUGGAAGGCGAGUGAGGAUGAGGAGUUCGGGUCCCUGAUUGAGAACGAGACAUGGGACCUGUGUGACUUGCCUCCUGGGAAGAAGGCAAUCACUUCCAAGAUGAUCUACAGGCACAAGUAUGGACCUGAAGGGGAGCUGACCCGCUACAAGUCUAGGCUUGUGGCACGGGGGUUUCAGCAGACAAAGGGGAAGGACUAUGAUGAGGUGUUUGCUCCUGUGGGGAAAGGAACAACACUGAGGGUGCUGUUGGCGAUAGCUGCACUCCUGGGAUGGAAGAUUCGGCAGAUGGAUAUUGUGACAGCCUUUCUGAAUGGGAUCAUUAUGGAGGAGGUGUACAUGAAGCAGCCAGAGGUGCUGGAUGACGGGAGCGGCAGGGUCUGCAGGCUGAAGAAGGCCAUCUAUGGCCUUAAGCAGGCGCCUCGUGCAUGGUAUCACAAGUUGGAGGAGGCGCUGUUGGCUGGGGGUUUCAAGAAGAGGUUUACUGUGGAGCCAUGUGCUGAUGAGGAGGUAGUGGGUGAGAGUGACAGGAAGCUGUUUCAUUCGAUGGUUGGGUCGCUGAAUUAUGCUGCAAAUCAUACACGGCCUGACAUUGCAUUUUCUGCAUCACGGUUGGCUAGUGUGGUCUCACGCCCUAGUCAUGAGCAGCUGGAAGCGGCCAAGAGGUUGGUCCGCUAUGUGAGUGCUACGGCAUCAGUGGGAUUGGAGUACAGUGGAGUGAGGCAGCGGUUGCAGAGAGGUGCUGCAGAUCCAAAGGGGGAGAUUGUUGUGUGAUGUCAUCAUAUGCUAUCACAUUCUGUCUGCCUCUCAUCUCUUGUUUCAAUUCGCAUGUGUGGUUUGAACGUGUGAAAGAAUUUGUGUGGUGUGUACUGGAGUUUGGGAAUGUGUUUUGUGUUAUUUUUGUUUGAGCAGGUAUUUGUGAUGAUAGAUCUUGAGAAGAUCUUUCCGACGCAACAAGAAUCGCUUCAAUCGGAGCAAGAACGCGAAAGCUAUGAAGAUUCAAAGUUCAUGAGCUUGCGUUACAAUUGCGACGGUUACAAAGUGAAGUUGUGGGGUGACUUUAUAUGGAGUUGGGACCUUUGGGGGUUGGGGAAAUUUGUCACUCUACUGUAACAGCUGCAAAUUGGUUGGGAACAACCAAGCUAGGUUGGCAAGGGUGGCCAACUUGGAUGGAUUGGAUGGGAAGGGACAAAUGUCAAAAUUGGGGUUCCUAUAGGGAGGGAAUCUUUGUGCUUAUGGGGUUUCCUUGGUUGGGGACUCUCUUGGGACCUUCCCUCUCGUCCCUCUCUUUCUAUCCCAACCUUUCUCUUGCUCCUCUAAUUCCUUGUGAGAUUCUUGAAUUUUGAU